Messenger RNA from Spodoptera exigua (beet armyworm), 6392 nucleotides. The record is from the annotation of a GenBank genome assembly. Lineage: Eukaryota; Metazoa; Arthropoda; Insecta; Lepidoptera; Noctuidae.
CUUUUUAUGAGACAUCUUACGUGUUCUUUACAAGAAAUAAAUUUCCUUAUUUUGCAUUCUACAGAAAUCAUUUGGGGCGUGCGAUCGUCAGAAAACCGCAUUGUCGUCAUAUGCGCGAGCCGCCCGCUUGUCGAUCGGAACAGCCGCGGCAGGAAUCGGAAAUUUAUUCACUCGCAAAAUGGCGACUGCUACUGCAAACAACUUGUGUCCAUGGCCCAAUAGUCAAGAUGAUUAUGAAUUACGAGAUGUUAUUGGUGUUGGAGCUACUGCUGUGGUUCACGCUGCCUUCUGUGUACCGCGCGGUGAGAAAUGUGCCAUAAAACGUAUUAAUUUAGAAAAAUGGAAUACAUCCAUGGAUGAAUUAUUGAAGGAAAUACAGGCUAUGAGUAGCUGUAAUCAUGAAAAUGUAGUAACAUACUAUACUAGUUUUGUAGUACAUGACGAAUUAUGGCUGGUGCUGAGGCUCCUUGAAGGAGGCAGUUUGCUUGAUGUUAUAAAGCACAAGAUGAAAGUGGCAAACUGCAAGCAUGGAGUAUUUGAUGAGGCAACUAUUGCUACAGUUCUCAAGGAGGUCCUCAGAGGAUUAGAGUAUUUUCAUAGUAAUGGACAAAUACACAGGGAUAUAAAGGCUGGAAAUAUAUUGUUAGGGGAGGAUGGGACUGUACAAAUUGCUGAUUUCGGUGUCUCUGCGUGGCUGGCCACUGGCAGAGACAUGUCUAGGCAAAAAGUUAGACAUACAUUUGUGGGCACGCCAUGUUGGAUGGCCCCAGAAGUCAUGGAACAAGACCAUGGGUACGACUUCAAGGCAGAUAUUUGGUCUUUUGGCAUAACUGCUAUAGAAAUGGCAACGGGAACCGCGCCAUACCAUAAGCACCCACCAAUGAAAGUAUUGAUGCUAACAUUGCAGAAUGAUCCACCAAAUUUGGAUACUGGUGCGGAUGAGAAAGAACAAUACAAAGCAUAUGGAAAAACCUUUAGGAAAAUGAUCGUAGACUGCCUGCAAAAGGACCCAUCGAAAAGGCCAACCGCUACAGAGUUACUGAAGCACCCAUUCUUUAAGAAAGCGAAGGACAGAAAGUAUUUGACGCAGACUCUAGUUGCUAUAGGACCUAGUAUGGAAACUAGGGUACAUAAGGCGAGCAAGCGUUCCACGGGUGCGUCUGGCAGGUUACACCGCACAGUGACGGGUGAAUGGGUAUGGAGUGAGGAAGACGAGGAACAGCCAGCUGCCGAGGCGCCAGAAUCUGAUGACGAGCCAUCCUUUACUGACGACCAGAGACCAAUGAACCAGUUACAGAAGGCUGACUCUAGCGGCAGUGACAAUGAAGGCGAGGAAACGCAAGCGAAGCCGCCAAAACAAGCCCCGGCGCCCCCGGCUCCAGCUCCAGCGCCACCCCCGCCACCAGAAACUGCAAAGACUCCAUUUGGCUUAACAUCUGGCGGAGUGCCUCCGGUCGUGAACUUAGUGCUACGAUUAAGGAACGCUCGCCGUGAGCUGAACGACAUACGUUUCGAGUAUAUAGUCGGCAAGGACACUGCUGAAGGCAUCGCUUUGGAGUUAGUAGGGGCUGGCUUGGUCGACCCUCACGACUCAGUCCCCAUCUCCGUAAACCUGGCUAAGUUACUCGAUGCACAGGUGUUGCCUGGUACUUCCCACCCUAAAGCGGUUACAUUCCAUUUGAAUUCGGCUGGACCCAACGAGCAGUUCGAUGACAAAACACUGAUAGGAUUUGCGCAAAUCUCAAUUAUUGAUUAAGGACAGAAGCAGGGUUGAAAUAAUGUGUAAGAGGCAAUGUGUUUGGUGGCCGGCGUCUAGCUAUAUGUACUUGUAUUUGUUUAUGGUGCUAAAAUGUGAAGGCUUCAUAAAAUUACGGUAAUUUAAUUUCCCUUAUAUUAUUACGUUAUUAUUGGCCAUUUUUUUCCAUCGAGCCAAAGAAUUUUAGUCUUAAAACUUAAUUAUCGUUUUGGUGAGUAGUUAUAAGAUUUAUUGUUUUUUGUUUUGUUACUGCGUAUGCGUUGCCUGUUCGUAAAAAAUAAUAUAAAAUUGUUUUAUUGAUUUAUAAUAAUUAUUAUUACUGAAUGUAUGAGUCGCCGUUUAGCCAUGGAUGUCUGUAACGUCUAGAUGUUUUUAGGGCUAGCAAUUACUUUUACCAAACAUAUCUUGAUGUGUUCCUUGCAUUGUAGAUUAAAGUCGUCUGUCAGUAUAUUAUACUUUACAGAGCAGUCUCAGGUUUUCUUAAAUUAAAAGUUGAAAAUUUCUCUCUUUAUUUCCUUAGGUAGCCAGUUUCGAAAGUCAGUAAAUGUAAUUUAUGUAUUACGACUACGAAAUACGAUACGUAAUUAAUAGUCUUACAGUUAGUAUGAUUGAAUUACAUGUUUGUAGUGUGUGACCUGCAUUAUCUUCAAAGCAUUGGACCCUACAGUUAUAAAUCAAUUAAAAUGGUUUAUUACACGAUUUUUAUUUAGAGGGCGUCAGUAUUACAGUCCUCAUUGACUCUAAUUAAGACGAAUUAGAGAAGGGGCAUUAUUGACUGUUGUUUCGUAAUUAUAAACCCUAUAGCGACUACUUAAAAUCUAGAAUUGUCCAAAAUAGUACUUGCUAUUUGCAAUCUAUUUGUAAAAUGGGAUAUUGAAUUUAGAUCAAGGUUUUUACCGCAGGUAGUUAAUAUAUUAGAAUUAUACAAGUUAUGGUAUAAUUUGUUCCUAACGAAUUUUUAGUAUUGAGAUUUAUCAUCUAAUUAGUCUAUGAACCAAUUCCGACAAUAUGUGACUAGAUUGCUUUUCAGCCAUAAUAGAGCACCUUGCUCACUGUAUUGAUAUAAUUACUUUAUAUAUUUAGAUGCUUGUAUUCCUUAAAAUGAUGAUCUGAUUAUUUAAAUAGACAUAGUUUGUGCUAAAUAAUAUUCGAUUUUUAUAUAUAUUUUUUAAUAGCGCACUUUUUUACAUUCCUUCUUUGUUUCUAUUGUUUUAUGCACUUUAUAACUUUAAUAAAAAUGCUGAAUUAUCGGUAACAAAUAAAUCAGUUCUUUGUUUAAAUAAAAUGUUAAAAAAUAAUACAAAUUUGCUGUUGUACAUACUAAAUUCUUAUGAAACGACUUAAUAUUAACUUGAAACAAUAUCAGUAUUAUUAUAUCGUAACAUAAUUUUUUACUCUUCUGUAGUCAUUGUUUUAGGGAGUUUAUUAAAUUACGUGGAGCUGUUGUGUGUAUUUUAUGAGGUGUAUAAUAUUAUAUGGCGACAUUACACUGUGACCCGUCUAAAAUGGUGUCCUGAGACCAGUGAAGUAUAUUAUCUCCUGCAUAUCGGAACUUAUUAGCUUAACGGUUAAUUUCAUAUAAAUAUGCCAUUAAAAAUUAAUCAAUAACCAUUUUUUUAUUAUCUAAAACGCUGUUUAAUAUAUUUUUUGAUAGUUACAAUCGUGAGACAUAGAGAAUUUGUGGAAAACCAUUCGGAUCAUAGAGAAUUUCUGGAAAACCAUUCGGAUGCGCAACGUUGACGCGACGCGCCCCGUAAGAGUCCCGAAUUUCUUAGUUAAUUCGCGCUUUUCAAUGCCAUUUGUGAGUGUGUCCGACACUAAAUAAUUCCUUAUUUGACGAAAAGUCGAGUAAGACUCCAGAAGCUGGAACUGCUGAAUAAAAAAGAAAAAAAAACUUUAGCUCUUAUUAUGUAGUUUUUUAUACAAACAAGAUAAUGUAUGUUUCAGCUAAACCCAGUCUCCCUCCGCUGCGAUUGCAGUGCUCUGUCGAAAUUUCGCCAACACACCAAAUUUCUCACGUAAUUUGUGAACAUCCCAUAGCAAUAUUGCUUAGGAGAGCUCUUUAAGUGUAAUCAGUAGCACUAUUCCAUUGUACUAAGAAACAUUCGAGUCACUGAUAAUAUUUUUACAUACAUUCUUUUCUUGUUUCUGCAAUGUCGUAAAUACAGGUGUUACAUCAAAUAAAGUUGAAGUAAAAGCUAAAGUUGAUCUUAAUCUAUCUAUUAGUAGCGCCCUCUGUGCCUACGGACAGGAGGUUCAUACUCUCAUAUUCUUCAUCCGACUCUUAUGUUUCUGGUUUUUCUCUUGCGCGCGCGCAUCGCCGAACAUUACACGCGUAAUAGUUAACUCAGGGCUUAUUUCUCAUAGUCAGAUAAAUGUUACCUGAGGAAUAAAAUUGUUGCUAUCACUGUCUUAUACAAACAUUCUGACGUGACAGCAUCAUAAUUAUUCUCCGGGUAACUUUUUCCUAUCCGUAGGAAAAUCAGCCCUUAAUGUAGCUAAAUAUUCUUAACUUUUGUAUAUUAUAAUGAACAUUUAUAAGUUAGUGCGUAGUGUUUAAUUUAAACCUGAACACUAUAGACACUACAAAAUUAAGAUGCUAUGAUAAAAAAUAUCUUAUCAACAUUAAAAUAUAUAUUUCAAGAAAUCUUAUCUUAUCAUUCUUCUAUAUCAUACUUAUUAACUUACGUACAUCUGUUUAUAUUUAUUAAUUAAUCUUUUAUAUAAUAUAUUUUAAUUUCUUACAAAAUCAGGUAACUUUCUCUUUAUAUUCAAAGGACGAAAGAAAAUACUACUUAUUCGUGGUACUAAAUAUUAAGUUUAUUCUUUGGUCUUAGUGUGAAUUUGUAUUGUGUUUGUCCAUUAGAACAUAAUUCAGGGUAUUUGCGAACAAAUUUAUUAUUUCAUAGAUCUUAAAUCUAAAUACAAGGUAAAAUGCUUGGAAGUGAGGUUAGCAACUACAUAUUUGUUUCUUUUAUGUGCAAUACAUUUCUUAAUAGAAUUUUCGGAGAGGAAUGAUUUAGGGUGCAUCGUAAAUACUGCGUUUGUUUUUAAGACGGUCGUCUUUUAAUAAAUUCCUGGUUAUCAUGAUACUUUGGGCUUUUCGAAGUAGUGAAAUAAUUGAAAAUCGACGACUAAGUUGUGAAUUGUUCUAUAAAAAGUAAAAACAUUGAUUGAUUUUUGUAGUGUAGUAAAGUUUGGAAUUUAAUUUUAGUGAGGUUUAUUUUUAAUCGUAUUCUGCCAGCUAGUUUGUUAAAAUCAUGUAAACUCUAUCGUGUAUGGCCUCCAUAAGAAGGUUAUGCAACUGUAUUUAUCGGUGUCUGUUCAUAGAAAGUUGUUCUGUGACUUAUAUUUUUUUCUUUUUUCAAUAUACCUACUAUUUGAUUCAUUUUGUGGUUAUGAAUAUCUUGUUGUUCUGUACUGUCUGAGAGAAUUAAUGUUCUCAAGUUAUUGCUGUUUUUGUCUGCAUUUGAUUAUUACCAUUUGUGCAAAGAAUUCAUUAAUCACUGUUUUCCUACUAUAUAAAUACGUUUAAUAAUUGAAAUUUGCUUUACUUUAUUCGAAUUAAAACUACGCUAUAAUUCUAGUUUUUGCACAGUAGCGUCCUCCAUAAUUUGGUGACUAACUAAGCAGUAGUAUUUAAAGUUCAAUACAUUUGACGAAUUGAAACUUUACCGCGUUAAGCACUCUGAUGUCAAACUUGCAACAAGACCAAUCAGAUCGUCGUAUGUCAUAAUCGAGAAGAUCGUCGUAACAAAGCAAAAGCACUAUAUACUCGGACGGCCACUAUGUACCACAAUACGCGAAUAAGAUGUAUUUUUUCUACUAUACAAAUCUUCAUGCUUUCUAAUCUGUACAUACCUGUCCAUUCCCAUUUCAAAUAAUUGCGCAUUUAUUUAUACAUAAUAUUAGUAUGAUAAAAGAAAGUUGGUAGUUUUCGAAAAGAAACUAAACAACUUUACCUUCUAGUGCUUUGUAAAUUAAUUUUAAUUCUCUGUUAAUAACAUAAUAAAAUAAUUUUACAGCAAAGUGAAUAAGCCGGGUAAAAUCUAUAAAUAAUAUAUAAAAAACGUGAUUUUUAGUAUUAUUUUCUACGAUCAAUCUAUUGGUAAUUGUGUCAAUGUUAGUAUCAUAUAUUUUAUUUCGUAUGUAGAUACAGGGUUUUAACAUUAGUUAAAAAUUAUUUUUUUACUAAGUUAAGUUUGUUUUUGGGCAUAUUCGUUUUUAAGUUUCUAAAUCGUUGUCUAUAAAUGUAUCGUAGUUGAGGAUGAGGGUGUGUGCGUAAUAUAAUUCGCAAUUUCGCAAUAUUCACUGUUAUUACGUUUAUUUUGUAGACUGUUAAGAUUUCCGUCGGUAAAAUAAUUUGAGAUAUUAUUAAGUAGAAACUGUAAAACUAUUGUUUAGUUGCAAUAUGUUAUAGAAUUUGUUUUCAAUGGAUUGUUCUCAAUCUAUUAUGAUAUCUUUUAUGGCUGGGUCUCGACUAAGAUUUUAACGUGAUGUGUUACUUUAAAUAAAUAUAGAUAUAAUUUUAUUAGUUCGCACGUAUCGCACUGUGUACAAAAAGUUUAAAUCUUUCAUGUUACAUUGUAAAGCACAUAGCACCUACUACUCUGUUAUUCCAUCUUUGGUGAACCUG